Chanos chanos (milkfish) is the source of this 1410-nucleotide messenger RNA. It is a transcript of the gene mrps30, whose product is annotated as mitochondrial ribosomal protein S30. Gene Ontology annotation, molecular function: structural constituent of ribosome. Gene Ontology annotation, biological process: translation. Bases 1 to 1290 code for a protein of 429 amino acids. The transcript is spliced from 5 exons. Gene Ontology annotation, cellular component: mitochondrial large ribosomal subunit; ribosome; mitochondrion. NCBI's taxonomy places the organism in Eukaryota, Metazoa, Chordata, Actinopteri, Gonorynchiformes, Chanidae. The record is from RefSeq and is a predicted model, not a curated record.
AUGGCGGUCCGUGCAAGGGUGUCCUUUCAAGGCUUUCUUUACACACAAAGUCCCUUUAUUAGAUUCAGCAGAAAUGUCCACGCUGAGUCACCACAGCCCGACGCUGUCUAUCCUCCUAUUCUGCCAUCAAGGACUGCCAAAAGUCACGCUGCGAAAAGUAGGAGAAUUGUCGAAUUCUUCGACCGGUUACGGGCGGCCAGCGUAGAGGAUAAAAUCAGAGCCCUCACGUGUGUGCAGCGGAAGAAAUACGUGAUCUAUCCUCAGACCUUUGCUUUAAAUGCUGAUCAGUGGUACCAGCAUUUCACCAAAACAGCAUAUCUUCCUGGCCUGCCAGAAAAGCUUUCUAGUACAACUGAGGCUGAAACAGAAUCGGCGAACGCGGAACAGUCAACAUCUCUAGUCACUGAUGACCCGUCGCUCUCCGAUGUUCGUUCUUUGGUGUGCAAUGCGAUUCUGCAAGAACACUGGUACAAGAAGAAAAGCCGCACGAUUUUAUAUAAAGAGCAGCAACAAGUUGUUGCACCGUUUUUGACAAAUGUAGUGUCAGGUGUCACCAAUAUAUUAGCCAAACAAAACCCCCUGCUUCGCACGUCUAGCCUAGAUUUUGACCCUCAAGUCAACUUCUACUGGUUAAGAGGGCAGAGGACCAUUCCAAGGGGACACCGGAGUGGGCGAGUCGAGCCAGUCAGAUUCCAGAUUGAUGACAGGCCUCACAGCCAGAUAAGGGUCUUGAACCAGCUCCCUGAGUAUGUUCCUCUUGAGGCAGAAAUCUCGGCAGAGGUUCCGGUCAUCCGUUAUUCUCCUGACGUGCUGCCUGCUUUCAGGAGGCAGUAUGAUAAUAACAUCUUCACAGGAGCUAAAAUUGCUGACCCUUGUCAGUAUGGUCACACCCAGUUCCAUUUUGUCCCUGACAAGUUUCGUCGGGACAAAAUGGGCAAAAAGAAGCUGAGUGACCAAGUGGAAGUGUACCUGAGAGCGAAUGGCAUUGCCAGUCUCUUCGCAUGGACAGGAGCACAGGCCAUGUAUCAAGGUUUCUGGAGUCAAGAGGAUCUGACAAGGCCUUUUGUAUCCCAGGCUGUCAUCACUGAUGGACAGUACUUCUCCUUCUUCUGCUAUCAGCUCAACACUCUUGCUUUGACCUCCCAGUGUGAAGCUGACAACACUAGGAAGAAUCUGUGCUGGGGUACAGAAAGCAUGCGACUGUAUGAGAGCAUCACAGACAGCAAUGUCAUUGGAUUGAAUGAUGAUGUUCUGAGGCUUCUAGUUCAGUUUCUUUUGAAUAAGCCAUAAUUUGAGAGUCAUGAAGUGUAAUUUGUCUGGAUCAUGACAGUCUUUUUUUUUUUCUUUUUUUUGUCCUUAGCUGCAUUGUAUGUGUCAAGCUGUCAAUAAACCUAAUAUAUGCUUCAAAAA